CUACGCUCGAUGCGCAGCGCCAGAGAGCGAAGCGGCGCGGACUACAAAUCCCGUAGUGCUUUGCGGCGUCGGUGUGUUGACAAGCGGGAGGGCCGGGUAGAGGCAACGGGCCGGGCAGGAUGUCGCGCCAGGCCGGGCGGGGAACCGAGAGCAAGAAAAUGAACUCAGAGCUCUUCACGCUGACGUACGGCGCUCUGGUCACCCAGCUGUGCAAGGACUAUGAGAACGAUGAAGACGUCAACAAGCAGCUUGACAAAAUGGGUUACAACAUAGGAGUUCGGCUGAUAGAAGAUUUUCUGGCCCGAUCCAAUGUUGGAAGAUGCCACGAUUUCCGUGAAACUGCAGAUGUUAUUGCAAAGAUAGCAUUUAAAAUGUACCUGGGCAUCACUCCAAGCAUCACCAACUGGAGUCCUGGAGGAGACGAAUUCUCUCUGAUCUUAGAAAAUAACCCCCUGGUGGACUUUGUUGAGCUCCCUGACAACCACUCCUCUCUCAUCUAUUCCAAUCUGUUGUGUGGAGUGCUGCGAGGUGCCCUGGAAAUGGUUCAGAUGGCUGUGGAUGUAAAGUUUGUCCAGGACACGCUGAAAGGGGACAGCGUCACAGAAAUAAGAAUGAAGUUCAUCAGGCGGAUUGAAGACAACCUUCCAGCUGGUGAAGAGUGAAUGACAACCCAACUUUAGGGCUGGAGGGGACCAGCUGGUGUUGGCCAUUAGCUUUCAUCACAGAUCUGUAGGGAUCUAGUACCCCUGUACAUUCAGACUGACUCACUGACUGUUUAAGAUGUUAUUAUAUUCUUCUACUGUUACUUCCAUUUUCCGUAGAGGACAAUUAUCUAGUUGCUGUUUGUUCCACAGGUUCAUUCUGAAGCUUUUUCAUAAGGUGAUGUUGUUUUCAUAUCCCCCUGGGAACUCUUUCUACACUCAGUUUCUAAUUGUGACCUUUGGUUGUGCAAGAGCUGCUGCUCAGACUCUAAAAGAGCUCCAGUCUGUCCAAACCUGAAUCCAGGUUUUAUAACUCGUAUUGGAGACUAAGGCAAAAGAACCCACUGACUUACUGUUAACUGCUGUCCUUAAGAAGGGUUGGUUAGAAUUCACUUGGAGAUAAGUGCAUAGCAUUUCUGUAGACCAAAGUAGCUUUCUGUAGUUGGUAGUAGUAAAAUACAGGCUUGACACGAAGGGGAGGAAAGCAUCACACAGCACUGAGAUUCAGGAGACCCUCGUGGUUCUUUCUGCUGUUUCUCUUCACAGCAUUGAUGAAAGCAGACACAGCAUCACCUUCCUCCAACAGGACGUUGUGUGUAGUCUCACCAUUCCCCUCUUGGAAGGGCAGAGCCAGUAAAUGGUACAAGAAAACCACUGAGCAUUUUAGAUGGGAGAAAGGCACUCACAGCUCUAACAGCAUUGCUAUUCUGCAGCACGCGCAGCCCGAGGGCUGUGUGCUGACUGCACAGAACCAGAAACUGAGACUAACAACUGGAAGGUAUUAAAUGUGUUUCAGCAAGUAUUGCCUGCUCUCCUGUUACAGCAUAUAAACACUGCACGAUGCGGAGGGGGCGGUGGGGGGAUAUUCUUACACAGAUGUUUAGGCUGGAGCAGAAUUUCCCACGUUACUUGAAUUGGCGAGCUGUGGCAGCCUGUAACACCUGCUGCUCUGCAGAACAAAGGCAUAAAGUAGCAUUAUAUCAUACAAAGCAAGGUGAUGGGAAAUCAGCUUCCUCCACCACCAUCCUAUCAAGGCAGAAAACAGUCAGAUAUUCAUUCUCAAAUCGCUUUACGUAGCAUGAAGGCACAAACCUGCAGAGAGAACCAGGAGCCUGAAGCUGUUGUCUGAAGUGCUACAAGAGGGGAGCUGAUGGGCUGGAUGCCUUUGUAGGUUUGUGCCUGAGUGUAAAGUGUGAGAGAGGAAGGUCCAGGUUGUGCUGCCAUUUGUUGGGGGCCUCCAUGUGAACACUGUCCUCACCCUUUUUGCCCAAGGGAGUCCUCCACCCAAAGGGUUUGGGGUGCAUAGGUAGAAAAGCUCAGAUGUUUCUCAUUGUUGACCAUUAUAAAAAUCAUUUGAAGGUUGCAUUUUAAGAGCUGUUGCAUUAAAAGAAUCCCGACGUCAA
Molecule: messenger RNA, 2104 nt
Organism: Coturnix japonica (Japanese quail)
Lineage: Eukaryota; Metazoa; Chordata; Aves; Galliformes; Phasianidae
Gene: TRAPPC3
Product: trafficking protein particle complex subunit 3
Biological process (GO): Golgi vesicle transport
Cellular component (GO): TRAPP complex
Source: RefSeq, a predicted model, not a curated record